Molecule: messenger RNA, 4237 nt
Organism: Thamnophis sirtalis
Lineage: Eukaryota; Metazoa; Chordata; Lepidosauria; Squamata; Natricidae
Source: RefSeq, a predicted model, not a curated record
UCGGGUCAGAGCGGGCUCCCUUCUCUUCGCCUCCAGCAGAUGGUCGUCGUUCCUCGUUAGCCGGCCAGACCGCCGCUGCCCGUGCUGGAACCCAGCAACCUUUUCCCGCAGAAGAGCACCGCCAUGUCGACCAAAGCAGAGCAAUUUGCUUCCAAGAUCCGAUACUUGCAAGAAUACCAUAAUCGUGUCCUUCACAACAUUUAUCCUGUCCCCUCUGGAACUGACAUUGCCAAUACUCUGAAGUACUUUUCUCAGACAUUACUAAGCAUUUUGUCCCGCACAGGGAAGAAGGAGAAUCAAGAUGCCUCCAAUUUGACAGUGCCCAUGACCAUGUGUCUUUUUCCUGUGCCAUUCCCACUCACCCCAUCUCUAAGACCACAGGUCAGUUCCAUCAACCCUACUGUUACUCGCUCCCUCCUUUACAGCGUGCUGCGAGAUGCUCCUACUGAACGAGGAGGCCAGCAAAGUCGGGAUGCUCAGUUAUCUGACUACCCAUCAUUGGACUAUCAAGGACUAUACGUGACAUUGGUGACUCUGCUGGAUCUAGUUCCUUUGCUACAACAUGGUCAGCAUGAUCUUGGACAGUCCAUUUUUUAUACUACUACAUGUUUGCUACCUUUUCUCAAUGAUGACAUCUUGAGUACUUUACCGUAUACAAUGAUCUCUACUUUAGCUACAUUCCCACCGUUUCUGCACAAAGAUAUCAUAGAGUAUCUCAGCACAUCAUUCUUGCCCAUGGCGAUAUUGGGCUCUUCAAGGAGAGAAGGGGUACCGGCUCAUGUUAAUCUUUCUGCAUCUUCAAUGCUAAUGAUUGCAAUGCAGUAUACGACCAAUCCUGUGUAUCACUGUCAGUUACUGGAAUGUCUUAUGAAACACAAACAGGAAGUAUGGAAAGAUUUGCUAUAUGUAAUAGCAUAUGGUCCAUCUCAAGUAAAGCCACCUGCAGUCCAAAUGCUUUUCCACUACUGGCCCAACUUAAAACCUCCUGGGGCAAUAAGUGAAUAUCGAGGACUACAGUAUACGGCAUGGAAUCCCAUUCAUUGUCAGCACAUUGAAUGCCAUAAUGCAAUUAACAAGCCAGCUGUGAAGAUGUGCGUAGACCCUUCUUUAUCAGUGGCUUUGGGUGAUAAACCACCUCCUCUCUACCUUUGUGAAGAAUGCAGCCAAAGGAUUGCAGGGGAUCACAGUGAAUGGUUGGUUGAUGUUCUUUUACCACAAGCUGAAAUUUCUGCUAUAUGUCAAAAGAAGAAUUGCAGCUCACAUGUUAGGAGGGCUGUUGUGACAUGUUUCUCUGCUGGAUGCUGUGGUCGCCAUGGUAACAGGCCAGUGCGUUACUGCAAAAGAUGCCACUCAAAUCAUCACAGCAGUGAAGUCGGGGCAACAGCAGAGACCCACCUUUAUCAGACAUCACCACCGCCUAUCAAUACCCGUGAAUGUGGUGCUGAGGAAUUAGUCUGUACGGUGGAAGCUGUCAUUAGCCUUCUGAAAGAGGCUGAAUUCCAUGCUGAACAAAGAGAGUAUGAACUCAAUCGCAGGAGGCAGCUGGGCCUGUCUUCCUCUCAUCAUUCUUUGGACAACACAGAUUUUGAUAACAAAGAUGAUGACAAGCAUGAUCAGCGGCUUCUGAGCCAAUUUGGAAUCUGGUUCCUGGUUAGCCUCUGCACCCCUAGCGAGAACACUCCAACAGAGAGUUUGGCUAGGCUUGUCAGCAUGGUUUUCCAGUGGUUCCACUCCACGGCAUAUAUGAUGGAUGAUGAAGUUGGCAGCCUAGUGGAGAAACUCAAACCCCAAUUUGUCACUAAAUGGCUGAAAACGGUGUGCGAUGUUAGAUUUGAUGUCAUGGUGAUGUGCCUUCUUCCUAAACCAAUGGAGUUUGCAAGGGUAGGUGGAUAUUGGGAUAAAUCAUGUAGCACUGUGACACAAUUAAAGGAAGGUCUGAACCGGAUCCUCUGCUUAAUUCCAUACAAUGUAAUCAAUCAACCUGUGUGGGACUGUAUUAUGCCAGAAUGGCUGGAAGCCAUCAGGACUGAAGUGCCAGACAAUCAACUGAAGGAAUUCAGGGAAGUAUUAAGUAAAAUGUUUGAUAUAGAGCUAUGCCCUCUCCCUUUUUCUAUGGAGGAAAUGUUUGGCUUCAUAAGCUGUCGAUUCACAGGAUAUCCAUCCUCUGUACAAGAACAAGCUCUACUCUGGCUUCAUGUGUUAUCUGAAUUAGACAUUGUAGUUCCACUUCAGUUGGUAAUCAGUAUGUUUUCUGAUGGUGUUAAUUCUGUGAAAGAACUGGCAAAUCAAAGAAAAUCGAGAGUCAGUGAGAUAACUGGGAACCUUGCAGCUCGAAGGGUGAGCAUUGCUUCCGAUCCAGGACGCAGAGUUCAGCAUAAUACACUGAGUCCAUUCCCAAGUCCGUUUCAGAGUCCAUUUCGCAGCCCCAUACACAGCCCUUUCCGCAGUCCUUUCAAAAAUUUUGGAUCCUCUGGAGGAGGAAGGGCCAUUGACUUUGACUGUUAUGAUGAUGAAAUGAAUUUGAGUUGUUUCAUUCUAAUGUUUGAUCUCAUCUUGAAGCAGAUGGAACUACAAGAUGAUGGUAUUACCUUGGGCUUGGAGAACAGCAUUUCCAAAGACAUAAUUUCUAUCAUCAAUAAUGUAUUCCAGGCCCCCUGGGGUGGUUCCCAUAUUUGUCAAAAAGAUGAGAAGGCAGUAGAAUGUAACUUGUGCCAGUCUAGUAUCUUGUGCUAUCAGAUGGCCUGUGAACUCUUGGAAAGAUUAGCCCCCAAAGAAGAAAUCAGACUGGUGGAACCGACAGAUAACUUAGAGGACAGUCUUUUUGAUUCCAAACCAGAGUUCAUUAUAGGAACUGAAGGGGAUGGAAACAAAUCUGCACCAGAGCAUGUAGAAAACCCAGGGAACCACACAGAAGCAACAGAAAAUACAGCACCCAUAAAAAAUGACACUGAAAGGAAAUUUUGUUACCAGCAGCUCCCAGUGACAUUGAAACUCAUAUAUACAAUAUUGCAGGAAAUGGCACGCUUUGAAGAGCCAGAUAUUAUCUUUAACAUGCUUAACUGCUUGAAGAUUCUUUGCCUUCAUGGGGAAUGCUUAUACGUUGCAAAGAAGAACUAUCCUCAGUUUCUAGCAUAUAUUCAGGACCACAUGCUGAUUGCCAGCUUAUGGAGAGUUGUAAAAUCAGAGUUCUCCCAGCUUUCUUCACUAGCAGUGCCACUCCUUCUCCAUGCUCUUUCAUUGCCUCAUGGAGCUGAUAUUUUCUGGACAAUAAUCAAUGCCAACUUCAAUAGCAAAGACUGGAAAGUUAGAUUUGAAGCAGUGGAGAAAGUAGCAGUGUUGUGUAGAUUCCUGGAUAUUCACUCAGUGACCAAAAACCAUCUACUGAAAUAUUCCUUGGCACAUGCCUUUUGUUGUUUUCUGACUGCUGUGGAGGAUGUGAAUCCAGCUGUGGCCACCAGAGCAGGGCUUCUGCUAGACACCAUAAAAAGGCCAGCCUUGCAGGGACUAUGCCUUUGUCUUGAUUUCCAGUUUGAUACUGUUGUCAAAGACAGACCCAUUAUUCUCAGCAAGCUUUUGCUGCUACAUUUUCUCAAGCAAGAUAUUCCAGCGUUGAGCUGGGAAUUCUUUGUGAAUCGGUUUGAGACACUCUCUCUUGAGGCACAGCUUCACUUGGACUGCAACAAGGAAUUCCCCUUCCCAACAACAAUCACAGCGGUCCGGACCAAUGUUGCCAACUUAAGUGACACAGCAAUGUGGAAGAUCAAGAGAGCUCGGUUUGCUCGGAAUCGGCAGAAGAGCGUGCGUUCUUUGAGAGACAGUGUGAAAGGUCCAGCAGAAUCCAAGAGGGCACUUUCUCUUCCAGAAACCUUAACAACCAAAAUCCCAAGACUGAUCAGACACGAACAAUCUGCUCCAGCGCUUGGUGGAACACCAGAAAAAACACAAGGGCAGCCUUCUCCAGAGAAUGAUAAUACCAUAAAGGACCUUCUCCCAGAGGAUGCUGGGAUUGAUCAUCAAACUGUCCAUCAACUCAUUACCGUGCUAAUGAAAUUUAUGGCCAAGGAUGAGAGCAGUGCAGAAUCAGAUAUCAGCAGUGCUAAAGCCUUCAAUACAGUCAAGCGCCAUUUAUAUGUUUUGCUGGGCUACGAUCAACAGGAAGGAUGCUUCAUGAUUGCACCUCAGAAGAUGCGAAUAUCAACCUGCUUUAAUGCCUUUAUUGCAGGAAUUGCGCAAGUGA